AUGGCGACGCUCGGCAUGAUGACUAGGGAAUCACGUGCCCAAGAUCAUACUUUUGAAUCUACAUCCAGACUUGAUCCGCACCUGUUUUCACAACUCGACUUUGAAGAUGAUGACGAAGAAGAAGAAGAAGAAGAAAACACUCUUGCGGACGAAUAUGUAGUCAACACGCACUUGGCCGCUGUUCCAGCAGAGCUCGCUCUCGACAUCUUUGAGAAGUUGGAUCUGGCGAGUGUUUUUGCCCUGUCGGGAACUUGCAGGCGGUUCCACCAAGUCUACCUGGCCAACAAGAGUCAAAUUAUUUUUACUGUCUUGCAAACCGAUCCGCAUUUCAGCCCCCCGGACGGUCUCUUCCGUGUCCUGGCCAUGUCACCCACGGAUCUGGAGGUUCCCUGGCGUACCUGGCUCCCCAAGGAGGUUGUGUUUCGGCGCAGAGUACUCUGCAGAGGUGCAGCGCUGCCGACGCAUAUUCCUGGCGAACGAGUUUCGGUUCUUGGCCGGGAUGAUGAUUCUGCCCCGGGCGUAACCGUCAGACUUGAGGAUGCCGAUGCCGAUCGCGCUAUCGAGGUCUGCAAGCUGGUCAGAGGAUGGGAACGAAUCUUUCCCUACUACCGCUUCAUGAACAAUCCCGAGUGCCUGAGGCUGCUCAACGCCAAUGAAGAGCGGCGACUCCGGGCUGCGCUGUACACGUGGAUGCGAUACCACUUCUACUUCCACAGUGACCUGCGCCGACCCAGGGACUCGUUGAUUAUGCGCACGAACAUGCUCAGGAUGCUUGACAGCGGGGAGUUGACAGAUUUGGAGGACUUGUGGAAGACGGUCAGGUCAUUGGUGGAAUGUCUGUGUCCUAGCAUGGAAGCUGUGCUUUGCGAUGCUGGUCCAGACGUUUCGGCCGAGGAGGCCAGCAGGGUAGCAUGGGGUUGUACUCGGCACUGGGAGAUUGUGUCGACGAUGAUGAAGCUAGGCCCGGACAAGCUUUUGUACUACGUCAAGAACUGGCAUCUAUACACCAAGGCAAGGCUCAUUGAUGAAAUUCGGCGCGAGCGGCCGGGGAUGGAGGCGCAGAUCGAGAGCUUGUCGCAGUCGAUCCACGUGGUCAUGCGCAUGUACCAGGCGCCCAACCACGAGGAGGAUCGAUCGUCGGCGGGUAUCCUAGACUGGGAGGAGGGCCGGGAACCCGCGCGGCCGUGGUUCAGAGCCGGCGGUCACGGUAUCCUCUGGCGGACUGAGGAGGACCCGGGGGAUCAUGGGCUUGAUGAUGCCGCAUUGUUAUGGGUUGGGGCGCUAACUGAGUGACGGGGGUGUAAUGAGUGGUCGGUUUUGGAGAGCCGGGAUUUCACUGUUGUUCUUCGUUUUGGAGAUGGCGGUAGAUGAGGUACGAGUCUGUCAAGAUUUGGGACUGGGUUGUUGCUAUAAACUCUUUUGCAUCAUAGCUUGCUUAGUAUGUUUCUACCUCAUAAUUUAGCUCAUGAGCUCACUCUGGAUUUGUAUUUGGAUUUAUUUGACUUGGGUUGAAUUUGUUGCACCAUGUUUAUAUCCAUC
Messenger RNA from Pyricularia grisea, 1539 nucleotides. RefSeq lists its product as uncharacterized. Gene Ontology annotation, molecular function: protein binding. The record is from RefSeq and is a predicted model, not a curated record. NCBI's taxonomy places the organism in Eukaryota, Fungi, Ascomycota, Sordariomycetes, Magnaporthales, Pyriculariaceae. The transcript is spliced from 2 exons. Bases 1 to 1293 code for a protein of 430 amino acids.